This is a messenger RNA of Nymphaea colorata (pocket water lily), 1882 nucleotides long. RefSeq lists its product as uncharacterized. Gene Ontology annotation, molecular function: RNA binding. NCBI's taxonomy places the organism in Eukaryota, Viridiplantae, Streptophyta, Magnoliopsida, Nymphaeales, Nymphaeaceae. The transcript is spliced from 4 exons. The coding region runs from base 257 to 1702 and encodes 481 amino acids. The record is from RefSeq and is a predicted model, not a curated record.
UCGAACCAUCAUUGUCCUCCUCCCCUCGCCAAUGUCGAGAAACCAGACGAAUUGCUCGGCCUCCCUGUUUCUCAAUUUGUGAUCGAAAUGAGCAAGAAGUAAUGCAUUGGAUUCGUCUGCGUGGCUGAAGCCGCCUUGUUCACCCUUCAUCCAUCCUACCCUCCAUUCUCUAUCACUUCUCUUCAGCUGAUUUGUUGCAUCCUUGCAGGUAUUCGUCGCCAUUUUUGGAUUUUCAACUUAACCCAUCAUCUUCUCGAUGCGAUUUACUUCUGGACCUUUGCAUCGUCGGGUUGUCAGGUCUUUACUGGUUCAGUCAGGAUCUCUUAUUUGGUACGAAGCAUGGCAGCCAUACUUGACGAAGCUGACGCCAAGGAGCUGCUCUUCUUCGAACUAUGCUGCUUCAGAUGGAUGGUUGAUGAUCGGGGGGGCGACGAAGAAUUUUUCUGGUGGGGUGUCGAAGAUCACUAGCUACAACCUGAUCUGCGGGUUUCACAGAGAUGUCCAGGCUUCUCUACAAGCAAGCCAGUGGGUUGACACAAAGCAGAAACAUUCUUUAACACAUGAAGAGCUCAGUGAACAAAAUGCUCAUGUAUCUACAGUUGCAAAUGAUGAUAAGCUGGAAAGCAAGAUGAAGAAAAAGAAACCAAAGGGAAAAAGGGCAAUGAUAAAGUGGCUAAAGUUCUUCCGUUGGAAAAAGAAAAAAGAGUAUGAGAGAAUGACACAAGAAGAGAAGAUUUUGUACAAAUUGAAGAAGGCACAAAGAAAAGAAGAACGGCUGGUGAAUGCCUUGGAAAAAAUAAAGCCACCAUCGCCACCUACAGAGAGUACACAUGAUCCUGAGAUACUAACUCCAGAGGAGCACUUUUACUUCCUCAAGAUGGGCGUCAAAUGUAAAAAUUACGUUCCAGUUGGCCGUCGUGGUAUUUUCCAAGGAGUGAUUCUGAAUAUGCAUUUGCACUGGAAAAAACAUGAGACUUUAAAGGUUAUUGUAAAGACAUUUACGCCUGAAGAAGUGAAGGAAAUUGCAGCAGAAUUAGCACAACUAAGUGGUGGCAUUGUGCUUGACAUACAAGAAGGAAACACUAUCAUUAUGUAUCGUGGGAAAAACUACUCUCAACCUCCACCUGAGAUCAUGUCUCCUAGAGUCUCUCUCUCUAGAAAGAAGGCACUAGACAAGUCCAAGUAUAGGGAUGCCCUUCGUGCUGCCCGAAUCUUUAUCCCAAGAUUGGAACGUCAACUUGAAGCUCUGCAAGCAUCAGCAUGCAAUAGUAAGAAUGAGAAAGACGAGAACAAGAGCAACAAUGUAGAAACUUGCAGUUAUGUUGAUGAGUUCCACGAUGAUGCAGUUAAAUUCUCUGAGCCUGAACUUUCCAGUAACAUCUAUGAUCCAUCUAGACGAGGACCGGUUACAGAGUUUAAUGGCGAAAUUUCAGAACCUGAAUCACUAUCUGAUAUUUUUGAGACAGAUAGCGAUGUUGAGACAGUUAGCAAAGGUGGGAACACAUUGUAUUUGGAUGCAAUUGAUGCAAUGCCAGUGGAAGUUAAUGACAAUUCAUCUGAGGAUUUUGGAGAGUAUCUUCGGCAGUUUUCCUAUAACUCAAAGGUUGGUAAGGGAUCCGAUGAAGUUGAGAAACUUGAAUUUGAUGACAUAGACCGGUUAUUUAUGCGCUCAGCAUCCCUCCUAAAGAAAAAAAGAAAAUGAGACGUGAGAUUGGAAUUGAGAUAAGCUGAGGUUUUGUUCUCAGUUGUUUAAACCUGCCGGCAUGUAAGGUCUAUCUUGAUUAUGCCAUAUGCAAGAACCUUCUAAUGGCAUUAAUGCCUUGAUCACCAUGUAAUUAUUGUAACAAUUCGUAAAUGCAUAAAAAAAUUAGAAAGUUCCUCA